Molecule: messenger RNA, 1161 nt
Organism: Paramecium pentaurelia
Lineage: Eukaryota; Ciliophora; Oligohymenophorea; Peniculida; Parameciidae
Source: the annotation of a GenBank genome assembly
CCAAUGAAAAGUUUCAGAUCUGAAGAACCGGUGAGUACUACUUCAAAAAAUAAGGGAUUCACUUUUGAAACAGGGAAUUAAAGUACAACUAGAGUACAUAAAUAGUUUAAUAGCAUUAGAAAUAACAUAAAAUACCAUUUCAAAUGAAUUCUUUAAACACUGAAGAAUGUGAUAAUGAUACAUAUAGGAGUCAAGAGGCCUUUAAAAAGAUAAAAAACCUUGAAUUUUAAAAUGAUUUAUUUAUGAUGGAAAUGCAACAUGUUCAAAGAAGAAAGGAAGCUGAAUAAAAUAGAUUGAAGUUUUAAUUAUCUUCAAUAAAAUCAGAUAUUGAUUUAAUGAAAAGUUAAUUAUAAUCUCCGGUUGCAAAAGUAAAAUCAAAAUAAAAACGAUCAUAAUCAAUUGAUAGUGAAUUGUCUUCAGAUGGAAGUAGCAGUAGCAGUAGUGAUAAUAGUUAUGUCAAAUGUCCAAUUAAAUUUAAACAUUUCGAACCUAUAUAAAAAGAAUAGAUAAAGAUAGAUAGGUAUGAUAUAUAUAUAUAUAUAUUUAGUUAUGAAACAAUAGAGAAUAGAUUUAAAAAAUUAUUUCAAAUAAGUGAUGUUAAUGAGAAGUUGAAUUGGAUGGUAAAAUAAUACUUUAAUUCAUUUCAUUCAAUUUAAUUGGAUUUAUAGAAUAAUUUAUUACCUCUAUUAUUAGAAAACACUUUGAAAUUGUUAAUUGAAAUAAUAGAGAAAUUAAACUCUAUUAAAUUAGAUACAUUAUAAUUUAAAUCAUAUGAUCCAUUUUAAAAUGGUGAUAAAAAUAAUAAACGAUAUUCAAGUGAUUUAGAUAUUGAAACAAUCAAUUAAGAAUAUCAAUCAUAAGUAAAUCAUACUUUAACAGAUUAUUGUUAAAAAUUUAAUGAGUAAUAGUCUUAAAAGAAUUAAUUUUCAACUCCAUAAUAUAAAUAAUAAUAAUAAUAAGAUUAGUAAUAAUCAGCUAGAUAAUUAUAAAAUAUGAUGAAAUCAAAACCUGAUUCAAGUUGUUAAACUAGUAAUAAUUAAACUUUGGAUAAAAAGGUAAGUAUAAGUGAAAGAAGUUAAAAAAAAACAAGUAAUUAUUUUUGAUAUUUUAAUAGCUUAAAAAUGUUAAUUAAUGCCUAGUUUAAAGAAUAGACAAAAAUGA